Messenger RNA from Prunus armeniaca (apricot), 480 nucleotides. NCBI's taxonomy places the organism in Eukaryota, Viridiplantae, Streptophyta, Magnoliopsida, Rosales, Rosaceae. The record is from the annotation of a GenBank genome assembly.
AUGACCUUUUGGGGCGGCUCCUUGGCGGUGUCGCGGGUCCUCUAUCUGUUGGAUGGCCUGCUUAGCGAUGAAUUCUGUGCAGUGACCUUCCUCACGAGUUCUUCGAGGUGUGCUUUCCAAGCGAAGCAGUUGUUCGUAGUGUGUCCAUGCGUCCCAUGGAAGGCACAGUAUUUGCUAGUAUCCCUCCUGUCUGGAUCUCCUUUCAAGGGUGGCGGGUCUUCUUACCCAAGGUGGCUCUCGGGAUCGGAAUCUCCCUUGAAAUGCGUAAACGAAGGCGUUGAGAAUCGCUUCGGGGGAGUAGCCUGCUCGAUUUCAGGGGUGAAAGGAGUAGAGAUCGCUGGUCCAUCUCCUUACGUAGUGCAUCCUCGAGGUUCCCAGUCUUCAAGUCUCGAAGUCGGUCAUUCACAAGCUUCUCAACGUCUUCACGCCGCAGUGCUGGUCGAUCACGUUGGGCGACUUUUGCGAUUCGGGCGACGCUGA